AUGUUCGGUAGAAUUUGUAAUGCUCAAUUGAAGAGGACCGCGUGGAGCGUCCCCAGACAGGCUUACUUGCAAUGUCAGACUAUCAAGACAUUUGCCACAGCACCUAUUCUGUGCAAGCAGUUUAAGCAAGGUGAUCAGCCAAGAUUGAGAAUAAACUCGGAGGCCCCUAACUUUGACGCCGACACGACGGCUGGCAAAAUCAACUUCCAUGACUACCUGGGCGAUUCAUGGGGGGUCUUGUUCUCGCAUCCCGCAGAUUUCACACCCGUAUGCACCACUGAAGUUGGUGCUUUUGCCAAAUUGAAGCCGGAGUUUGACAAGAGAAAUGUCAAGUUGAUUGGUCUUUCCGUGGAAGACGUUGAGUCUCACCAAAAGUGGAUUCAAGACGUCAAGGAAAUCGCAAAGGUGAAAAACGUGGGGUUCCCCAUUAUUGGGGACACUUUCAGGAACGUGGCCUUCUUGUAUGACAUGGUGGACGCCGAUGGGUUCAAGAACAUCAACGACGGCUCUUUGAAAACAGUGAGGUCCGUCUUUGUCAUCGACCCCAAAAAGAAGAUUAGACUGAUCUUUACUUACCCCUCCACAGUCGGGAGAAACACUUCUGAAGUGUUGAGAGUCAUUGACGCUUUGCAAUUGACCGAUAAGGAAGGUGUAGUCACCCCCAUCAAUUGGCAGCCUUCAGAUGAUGUCAUCAUCCCUCCCUCUGUCUCCAAUGAUGAAGCCAAGACUAAAUUCGGUGAUUUCAAUGAAAUCAAACCUUACUUGAGAUUCACCAAGUCGAAGUAA
Messenger RNA from Saccharomyces eubayanus, 786 nucleotides. It is a transcript of the gene PRX1, whose product is annotated as thioredoxin peroxidase PRX1. Gene Ontology annotation, biological process: cell redox homeostasis; cellular oxidant detoxification; cellular response to oxidative stress. Lineage: Eukaryota; Fungi; Ascomycota; Saccharomycetes; Saccharomycetales; Saccharomycetaceae. The transcript has a single exon. Gene Ontology annotation, molecular function: thioredoxin peroxidase activity. The record is from RefSeq and is a predicted model, not a curated record. The coding region runs from base 1 to 786 and encodes 261 amino acids. Gene Ontology annotation, cellular component: mitochondrion; cytosol.